Cuscuta europaea is the source of this 1259-nucleotide messenger RNA. The record is from the annotation of a GenBank genome assembly. NCBI's taxonomy places the organism in Eukaryota, Viridiplantae, Streptophyta, Magnoliopsida, Solanales, Convolvulaceae.
GGAGGUUAAUCACGGUGACUCAGUCACCAAAACGACAGUAGACCUUAUACACGUACGCAGCAGAGGUCCAACCUUAUUUUAGGUCCAGCCUUAUACACGUGUUACCAACAUAUAGAAGAUGAAAAAGAGUUGAAACAUGCAACAUUUCUUCACAAAUUAAUUGAUCACCAUUCACCACACUAUAUAUAUAAACUAAUACAUAAAUUAGCUAGGGAACAGAGUCCUCAGGGUGGUCCUCAGCUGCAGGGAAACACAACCACUCUUCAGGAAACGUUGCACCGGCAGCAUCCACUGCUGCCGGAGUUUUCUCGGAACUUGCGGUAUAUUCUUUUCCCGCGCAGUGAUUACCCAUUUCGCCCCUCCCAUUUUCAUAAUCCAAGGAUUUCAAAAAACCCACCCACCAUGCCUCGACGGAAGUGUAACUCUCGCCGCCACCGUAUUCCGCCGCCCAUUCAAAGUCAAACUCAUAAGCCGGCAGUUCCGGGGAGGCGGAUAGGAUCGCCGGAGCCGUUGUAGACCACGUAGGCUGUGGGGUGGGGAUAGACUCGACUAGUGAAUAGCAGUACUGGCGGCAUUCGCUUUCCAUGAACAUUCUUAUUGGCUCCGAAGUCUUGUUGUUUACUUCGAAAGGAGUGUUUUUUAUGAUUGGGUUUCUUGUUGGUCUGUCCAUUAGCGGCGGUCGGUUUCUUCUCUUCUGGUUCUUGGGAUAUUAGAGGCGGUGAGGAAGUAAAUGAAGAGAACAAGUGUCAUUUAAGUGAGUGAGAAAAAGCUGGGUCAUCAGUUCGCUCUAGUGUCAUGAACGAGAGAGGCUGCCACCUGGGGAGCAUGUCGUUCGCGGCAGAGAUUUCAUCAUAUAUUGUGUGCUUGGACAACGCUCUAGGUAAAUGGCAUGGAUGGAGGAUAUUGCUAACAAAUACAAUAAUUAAUAUGGUCAUUGGAGGAGAAGAGGAAGAACUGGUGUUUGAUGAGGAAACCGAUGAGGAGGAGAAAUCAGAACGCAUAGAGAUCUAUCCAGUGGUUGGCAUGGUUAUCACGGAUAGAAUGGUGAAAUUCCUGGUGCUCAGGGAUCUCAUGGCUUCAAUCUGGCGGCCCGGUAAAGGAAUCUCCAUUAAAGAGAUGAGUGAAAAGAGGUACUUGUUUACUUUUUACCAUAUUAUUGAUAUGGAGCGUGUUUUUGGAAGUGGCCCAUGGCUUUUUAAGCAGAAUCUGUUAGUUCUCAGGACAAUUCGACCAAGAGAUAUUCCUCUACAGGUUCCUCU